Molecule: messenger RNA, 7995 nt
Organism: Ceratitis capitata (Mediterranean fruit fly)
Lineage: Eukaryota; Metazoa; Arthropoda; Insecta; Diptera; Tephritidae
Product: protein Shroom
Exons: 8
Coding region: 296-6991 (2231 amino acids)
Biological process (GO): actin filament organization
Cellular component (GO): apical plasma membrane; adherens junction; cortical actin cytoskeleton
Molecular function (GO): actin filament binding
Source: RefSeq, a predicted model, not a curated record
AAAAAAAAAUAAAAAUCGAAAAAAUUGAAAAUUGAAAGUAAAAGAUGUCAAAAAUGCCAAAAUAUCGUAAUAAAAGCUCAAGUAACGGUGAAUUCAACGGCCUGAGUGUUUGAGUACCGUGAAAUCAAGCGUUUCCAGAAAAAAGCAACAACAACGAGUAAAAAAUGAAAGCAACAACAAAGCUAAAAAUAAAGAGCACUAACAGUUAUCCUAAAUCAUGAUGAAAUGAAAUCAAAACUACAACAUAGAUAUAACAACAACAACAACAACAACAAGCAAGAAAAAUCAGCUUAAAAUGGCUGACAUACACGAAGAACAAGAGCAAGAGCAACAGCAGCGGCAACAAAAUAAAAAUUGCAUUAAUCAUAAUUCGCAACAACAGCAACAACAACAACAAAAUGACAAACAAAUUAAUAUUAAUGCCAAUUUGCAUAAUUUCAGCUUAAUUAACAAUCAACUAAACAAUAGCCACAAUCACAACAACAACAACAAUAGUGGUGAUGUUAUCAACACCAACAACAACACCAAUAACAGUCACAAUAUGAGCGCAAGUGUUAGUAGUGUUUGCAAAACAAUAACAACAACAACAAAUAGCAAUAAUAUUCUAAAUAGCAAUGCAACAUUAAAUAUCAACAAUAGUGAUAGCACCAACAAAAACAACAGCAGCAAUAACAUGGAAAUGCCGCUGAGUAAAAGUAAUGCAAAUAAUAAUAAUGGCAAUAAUAGCAACAAUAAAAAUCAUAAUCAAAAUAAUUUGUGUAAUGUAAAUAGCAAUAGUAAUAGUAAUUGUAGUAAUAAUAAUAAUAAUAAUAACAACAACAACAACAGCAACAGUAGCGGCAAUUGCAGUGGCUCAUCGCUAAAAAGUGCAAGCAACGCAACAGCGAUGGCGUCACAAGCAACAACAACAAUCGCAACAACCAAUGUAAAUAACGCUGUAAAUAGCAAUAACAACAACAGUAGUGUUAAUACAAGUGGCGCUGGUAAUAUAUCACCAGUCAACAGCAUUGGCGCCGGCUCUACAAAUGCUGCCCUCACUACACUGAGCAACGCUGCCGCCGACACUAAUAAUAGCAAUAUUAACACAAUUAUCAGAAACAGCAGCACCAGCAACAACAGCAACAGUUCGUGUAGUAGUAGCAGUAGCGGCAGUACGACCAGCCUUUUGAUGCGUAAGCAAUUUAUCGCCUCGUCGAAUGCGAGUAAUGCAAGUUUCAGCUCCGCAUCGGUCGCUGGUUCAAUACAGGAUGACAUGAGCGAUCAGUGCAGCCUCACACAAGCCGGCCUCGAGGAGUACAACAUACGCGCCUCAUCCUAUUACGAUCAGCCAGCGAUGUUGUUCCAUCAUCAAAAGCAAUCGUCGUAUGCACAAUCGGAGGGGUAUCACAGUUAUGUCUCCAGUUCAGAUUCCAGCUCGGCCACACCAUUCCUGGACAGAUUACGUCAGGAAAGCGAAAUGCUGUCACGUCAAUCCUCCCACCAUUGGUCGCAGAACGACUUAUCCUCCGUGUCAUGCGCAUCGAUGGCGCCCUCGCCCACGCCUCUAUUGCUCUCCACUUUGAGUCGUGACGUCACACUUACAGGCAGCGGCAGCGGUAACAAUAGUAGCGGUAAUCAGCAACAGCACAAUAAUAGUUCGGAGAGUACUUCGUCGACUGAGACGCUCAAGUGGUUGGGUUCCAUGAGCGAUGUGUCGGAGGCCAGCCAUGCUACGGGUUAUUCAGCCAUCUCAGAAUCGGUUUCCUCGUCACAGCUGAUUGUGCAUAGUUCACGCGUCUUGACCCCGAAACGACAUCACAGCGAAAGCGUUCUAUAUCUGCAUGACGAACAACAGCAGCCAUCGCCGCAGCAGCACUCGCCAGGUUCUGCAUCUGCCUCGCAACAGAAUUCGCCUAACGCGCAAAUAUCCGCCACGAAACAAAUUAGUCCAACACUGUCUACGCGCGAAGGCGCACAUUCGCCAACGCGACUGAUGUUGCCUAACCAUCGGCACAGUCCAAGCUAUCCGCCUGUGCACGCUACUGCCGCCAUGCAUCCCUAUCAGCCACACCCACAAUACGCGUUGCGGCAGCAAUCACAAUCGCUGGCGCAUAAAUUACUCAGCGCUUCACCGCAAAUGGAGAGCGCACCCGCCGCAACAAGUUCCUUAAGCAAGUGCAGCAGCGCUGUUGACAGUUGCCCUCUAAACAGUUCAAGAGCGACGCCCCCGCUACCCUCAGUGCCAGCUGGGGAGCCGAAACCGGAAACAGCAACAGCGUCAGCACUAAACUCAAGCAUAUCUGUGAAUACAAUGCAAGCGCAUGAAACGGAGUUGCUCAGCGCGCCCGUCACGCAAACACCUGCCAUAACGCCUAAGGUUGCCAGCGUUAGCAGUGUAGCGAACGCCAUAGUUGAAGUAAUUGCGGUUGGCACUGCGGGCUCAAUGCAUUCGCCGGGUAGCACCAACUCUCAGCUCAACGCUUCUACAACUUCUUUGGCGUCCGCUGUAUCGGCAGCUGCCGCGCUGCCUACACAAUCUUAUCGCAGCAACCAUCGGCUCUUUCCUGUCAGCACCUACACCGAGAAAGUGCAUAGCAACACCUCGCAAUUUGUGUUACACCCGAAACCGCAGUAUAGCGCGGGCUUACAGAAGCCCAAACAGCAACAACAGCAGCAGCAGCAGACGCAGGCACAAAAGCAAGCGUUGCAGUUGCCGUUGUCCGCGGCGCAGGCAGCGAAAUUCAUGGUGUCAUCGCCUAGUAGUCCACCGCAGCCCAGCUGGCAGACCGUCGCCGAGCUAAUUAACGACUUCGAGCGCACCAAUAACGAGCCGCAGCCGCAGAAGUACACUUACAUGGAUCCGAGUAAGACGCACCGUGUAUCUAAUCCGGCGCUGAAGGCUUUUCAAAAAAAUGCAGUGCAGUCGUAUUUUGAACGGCAACAGCAGCAACAACAACAACAACAACAAAAUGCCAAAGAACAAGGACAGGCGCAGAAAAUCUAUCAGCCACUUAACGCGCAUUCCCAGCAGCAAUCACCGCAACUGCAACAACAACACUCGCCAUCACAAUCAUCCAUGCACCAAAUGGCAGCUGCUCCAGCCUCAGCGCAUCAACAGCUUUUACGUCCGCAUUCCUAUCAGUCCAACUUGAAAGAGGCCGCCAACGCUGCGCAACAACAACAAGUAAUGCGCAGUUCACUGCCAAACUCUUACAUUCUCCAGCAGUCUGCGUCUUCGCCACAGCAGCUACCCAUCCGCUUGAGUGACCCACCACCACCGCCGCCGCCUCAGAAGCCUACCAGCCUGAGCAACCUUAACAACGCAGCGCAAGGUGAACGCGCGUCUUUCGCCAUUGGCACAUCCAGCAGUUACAGUGCUUUACCUAAAGCGCCUUCACCUGCCCCACCACCACCGCCGCCUCGUUCACGCUCACUAAUGCCACACACGCUGUUGCGACGCUCUUCCUCCGCCUCGGACUAUGCAGAAUUUCGCGAUCAAUACACGCGCGCAACACAAGAGAAGCUCGUGGCGCAAUCUGUUAAGAAUAUUUCGAGUUCUGAGAAGUCCUCGUUCAACGAUUGUGGCAUGCCACCACCGCCGCCGCCACCACGGGGCGCUCGUCCAACUAAUAUAUUGCCAACACGUCGCACAUCUUCGGCCGCCGAGUACGCAGCUGCUAUGCGUGAGAAAGCUUUGUUGCAACAGGCGGCUGCGUUGGCACACCAACAACAUCAUCCGCAUCAGCACGCGCGCACGCCAAACUAUGCACAACAGUACUACAAUCCACCACAGCCGUUGGCGGCCAGCGCUAUAGAACCCGGCUGGGUACCUGAACGGCCGCCAAAGAAUCCCAAUCUACGCGUGCCUUCGCCCGAUUUGCCACCGUUACCACCCAGCGCGGACUUAGACACGCAACUAGCCGACGAACCGUUGCCACCGCCACCACCUGAAUUGCUACAACAACAACGUCAGCAAUACCAGCAACAACAGCAGCAGCAACAAAAACAACUCCAACAAUACUACGAUUUGAAUUCUUCACUGGGCCACAACAGCGAGCUGCUGCCUAAAGCUCCGUCACCAAAUCGUCGCAACAGUUUUGCCGGCUCAUCAACGCGCAAGCCCUCCACAUACUUCAGUCGGUCGGGCUCUGAAAUGAUGUCCGCCACCAAAGUGCCACCGCUCAUACCGAAAAAACCGAGCAACAUUGAGACAUUGCAUGCGGUGCGACAACAUCAGCAGCAGCAACAACAACAACAACAACAACAUGCGCAACAGCUUACGGCUAAAUUAUUGCUGAAUGGUGGCUUGCCACAGCCACAACAACAUUCGCCACCAGCGCCGCCACCGCAAACACUGUCUGCCAUUGGUAGCGCGUCUCGUGAAGCCAAGCUGUCAACUAACCGCAAGCGACCGCAUAAUCCCGCGGUGAGCGGCUUUAAUGUACCGCCGCCGAUCUUGGAAAAUGUGCCGCAGCUCCAACAACACCAACAGCAGUCACAACAUUCACCUCAAACAGUACCCAGCAGUAAAUCGCCGCCGAACACAAAUGUCACAAUGAAGACCUCACCGCCGCCGCCGCCCUUGUUGCCGCGUUGCAUGCCGAAUCAGACGUUAGUGGGAAGCAACAACCAUAACAACAAAACAAGAUGCAAUUCGAAGGCCUCAUAUUUACCCCGUCAGAGUCUUGAGAAGCUCAACAACUUAGAUCCGGAUCAUGGCAGUUAUAAGCUCACGCUUACCUCAAACGAGGAUUUGGUGGCGAAUACGAAACCCACCGCCUACGAUAUACUCGGCACACAUAAUGGUAAACUGCCCAAUAAUUUGCCAGAUGUUCUGCCUUUGGGUGCAAAAUUGCAACCACAGCCAGCAUCUCCCACAUCCGCCAAUGCUUCGCCACUUCGUUAUGGUUCCAACAAUAGCUUGAAUAUCUCAACUAUGUCUGCACCGGCACAACAGCAGCAACCACAGCAGCAACAACAGCAGUCGAUGUCACCCAGCUGCUAUCCCGCAUAUCCGCCUACACAGCAUCGCUACUCCACACCCGCUAUGAACUCAUACAAUAGCACCGUUGGCAACAACGCGGGCAAAGCAACUCAUUACAGUCGAUCUCAAUCGUAUGAUGUACAUACUAACUCGCAUAGUGGUAGCCCAUAUCAUCCCAGUCACAUUAGCAAUAGUCCUACGAAAUUCAUGUCUCAAUCUACGUUAGAUUUGAAGCGCACACCUCAGCUGGAACCGACACCCGAAGAGACCACAGCAGCGUUGAAUAGCGAAAGUGGCACUAUAUUGUCGCCCGCGCAAUCGGAGAGUAGCCUCAGUAGUCCGUGUAGGCGUCAAAUGCAGCCGCUAUCCAUGAAACCACUUUCGAGUCUUGGUAACUCCAGUGACAGUGGCAGUGGCAGUGGCAGCACUAGCGGCAGUGAAGGACGCAUUUUCCGCGCUGAGCUGGUAACAGCUACACUCUCAACAUCUCCCAUCGCACCCGUUAAAUCGGUUAUACGCAAGGACUCGUUGCGCGAGAAUAUCGAGAAGAUAACGCAAUUACAGUCAAAACUAAUGUCAGCACAUCUGUCCGAAGCUAACUCCUUAGGUAUUUAUGGUUCGAAAACGGCACUCAACACGACAACGUCAUCUAUGCCAGCAACACCCACAACAACAUUAGACAACACAGCCUUACAAUUGAAUGAAAGUACCGUGAAGCAAACUAAUGAUGUCUCGGUUGAACAGUUGCAAGAGGAAACGCAUAAAGAUGCAAAUUCCUCUGCAGAAACCGUUGAUUGCUGUAAGGAGAUAAAUAGCACAACAGUGGGCAGCGGCGUGCAGCCUGCUAAUUCGGCUACACAUACAACAACGACGUCGCCAAUAGCAGACUCAUUGCUACCUCAACCGGCCACUACUGGCGCCAGCACAAAUACAACAAAUGAGGAUCUCAUAGCAACACCAAACCCCACACAGAUGACUUCGAGCACCGAAAGCUUAAAGCUAAUGCAACGCAGUGAAAUCAUACUACGUGUGAACCCGGCCACAACAGAGGCAGCUUCACAAACCGACGACGAUCUUGCCGCUGUAACCAAUGAUGCUGACGAGCAGACACGACUCACCGAGCAAUCGUCGACCAAAGACGAUGCACAGCAGCAACGCGUCACCUUACAACCACGACAGAGACAUCCCAUAGAAGUCGACUGUGAGGAAAUGUCACAGGAGCUGGCUACACUCUUAUCGUCAAACGAAAAAUUGGUGCAAAUCUUGGCGCCACCCUCACACAAAUCACCCACAGACUAUGUUAGUAAUCUGUAUAACCCAGAUGUGCCAUUGCGACCGGCCAAACGUGAUGUAGGGACUUCAACGCUGCUACGCAUGAAAGGACAUGAUGCACAGGAGAAGGUCACAGUAGAAUUGCAAUAUGCCGAAGUGGAAGUACUAUUGACCAACGGUGAUAAUGAAUCAGAAUCGAGCGAUUUGCUGAAGAAAAAAGUGGAUGAACUUAUGAAACAGUUAAAUCGUAAAAUACGUGUACUUAACAAGGAACAAACGACGCUCAAAGCGGAAGCUGAACUCAACGAUGAGUUGGGCAAUAGUUUAGUUAGCAAGUUAACGGAUAAAGUCCGUCCCAUAGAAGCCACUAAAUGUCGCACUUAUAUAGAUGACGUCGGCCAAAUUACCAGCCUUCUGCUUUCCCUCUCCGAACGAUUGGCUCGCAUAGAAAACAGUUUGAGUGGCGUUUCAGCGGAAAAUAGCGCCGAAAAGAAAUCGCUUGAAUUGAAACGUGAUCGUCUGCUCGAUCAGUUAGCCGAAGCGAAACGCCUUAAGGAGGACAUUGAACGACGCGGUAGCAGCGUUGUGUGCAUUGUCGAGAAGACACUCAGCGCCGAUGAGUUUGCCGACUUUGAUUAUUUCAUCAAUAUGAAGGCGAAAUUGAUAGCGGAUACCCGUGAUGUUGCGGACAAGAUCAAAUGUGGAGAAGAGCAGCUCAAUGCGCUUAGUGAAGCGCUAAUACAAAGUGAUUGUUAAACAGAUUGAAAUCUGCGCAAAUGAAGCAAGUUAUGCUGAAGAAAAAGAGGGAUUUCGUAAUAAGAUUUGUUUGUGGUUGUUGAAGUAGAGAAAUGAUCGAGAAUAGCGCAACUGCAGCUCAGGUCCUAUCGUAAUGAUUUUUUUUUUUAAUUAGCUGUGUAUGUGUUCGAAUAAAUUAAAGGACACAUAUAUGUAAAUAUGUAUGUAAUGAGUAGGUUAUGAUAGCUGAGUAAGCGGAUUUUCCAUGCCUUCAACACCAACAAGUUGAGAGCUUAGUGUGAGAAUCGAAAAAAAAAAUGAAGGACCAUCGACGAGCGCAAUUGAACUGAGUCGGCUUUCAUCGAAGUCUUUUGAUCAUUGGAGAGGAAAUUUAACAGAAAACCCUAACAAAUUUUGUACACUGUCGUAAAGUCGAUAAAUUUGAAGAAAUCUUCACUAAAUAUGCCUUAAACAGGGUGCUACGCUUUAAAUGAAAUGUGAACAAAAAAGUUUGUGAGAAAUAGCUGCUGAGAAAAGUUAAUUAGUUGUUGCAUUCGGAUGCAGUGGUGGAAAUAGCGCGAAGCCAAUUGGCAUGCUUUUGCAGUAAAAACUGAGACCUAGAAAGGCAUUAAUGCGAUUAUGUCUCAUUGCAGUAACUAUUUAAAUUUCAAUUACUAUAAUUUAUAGAAAUAAUAAUUAUGCAUGCACACACACACACACACACACACUUAAUUGUAUAAUAUGUGAUUUAAAAAUACGACUUUAUGUUUAUUAGUCUUUAUUAUUAUGGGAAAUUUGUAGAAAGCAACAAAUGCAAAAACUCAAACAUAUGUACAUUUAUAAAUUACGCAAGCGCAGGAAGUCACAACUGAAAGCCAUCUUGCUUGCACGCUUCCUUACCUCUACAUUAAUAUGACGUUGAAUGAAUGCGUUUGAAUAUGUAUAGGAAACACUUGUAAUUUAAACUUAAGAGAUUGUAACAUUUGCAUUAUAAAUAAAUGAGAACAUACUGGAAUAUUAAAAAA